AUGACCGCCGCAGCACUGGAGAGCAGCGUCCGCCAUUAUGGCUCCAACGGCAAUGGCGGAAACGAACAUAGCUCCCAACGCGGUCGUGUGGGGACAAGUGCGCCCUCCUCGGAGCAGGAUCGUACCGAGGUUUCGAGCGAUGUGGAUGAAAUGACACCACUCCUCAAGUGUGUCGUCCCGCCCACGCCAUUGCCCAUCGCACAGCUGCUCAUCGUUCUGUUCCUUCGCGUGACGGAGCCGAUAGCAUAUAUGGUAUGCUUUCCGUUCAUCAACCAAAUGCUCCUCGAUAUUGGGGCUGUGGAUGACCCCAAGAAGGCUGGAUUCUACGCCGGUAUUGUCGAGUCUGUCUUUGCAUUCACCGAGCUCCUCACCGUGUUUCACUGGGGAAAGGUCAGCGACAGGAUAGGACGCAAGCCCGUUCUCCUCAUCGGCUGCGCUGUCGGCGCUGUGUCGGCCAUUGCGUUCGGUGCCAGCAGGAGCUUCACAGCCCUCGUAAUCACGAGGGCCAUCAACGGCCUUGCAAAUGGCAACGUUGCGGUUCUGAAAAGCGUCAUUGGCGAGCUCACCGAUGAGACCAAUCAGGCCCGCGCGUUUAGCUUCUUCCCCCUAUCCCUGGCGAUCGGCAGCAUUCUCGCGUCGUGUAUGGGUGGCUACCUGUCCAACAUUGCACGUACGUUCCCCUCACUGGGGGACUCAUACCCUAUUCUCCGAGCAUACCCGUACCUUCUUCCGUCGGUCGCCGCUGCCUGCUUUCCCAUCGUGAGCGGCAUCAUCGCCGCUGUCUGGAUGGAGGAGACACUGCCUCCAAAGAAGACUGCUGAGGACUGCACGGACGAAGACGAACAAGAGGAGGAGAGUCACGGGGCCUUCAAGCUUCUUCAAAACGCAGACAUCCGCGUCCUCAUGUGGAGCUUCACUGUUAUGUCCCUCGAAUCAAUCGCCUAUCAGGCUCUCCUGCCACUGUUCUUCUUCACGCCAGUCCGCGACGGAGGGCUUGGAUUUUCCGAAGCACAGAUUGGCACAGCGCUCAGUAUUCGCGGCGUCGCCACUAUCGCAGUGCAGCUGUUCGCCUUUCCUCACCUCGUGCGAGCCGUCGGCAACACGCGACUGUUCCGGAUCCUCGUCGUGCUCUACAUACCGACAUUCCUCCUCCUCCCGCUCCUCAACGUGCUUGCUCGUGCCGGCGCGCCCGCUCCCGUUUGGGUGGGUGUCGCCGUCGUACUUGCUCUUGGAGCCAUCUCCAACAUGGCGUUUGCGAGCAACCUGAUCAUGACCAACGAUGCGGUGCCUAACCGCCGCUCCCUCGGUGCCUUGAACGGCCUUGCAGCCAUGUUCUCCUCGGCCACGCGCGUUGUGGGUCCCAGUGCUGCCAACUCUCUGUUCGCGCUGUCUGUCGACAGGCAUGCGCUCGGCGGUAACCUCAUCUGGGCGUUCAUGACGUGUCUGGCUCUGGUCGGGUGGCAGUCGAGCUGGCAUUUGAAGGCCAAGUAUGGGAGGCAGUGA
Molecule: messenger RNA, 1503 nt
Organism: Apiotrichum porosum
Lineage: Eukaryota; Fungi; Basidiomycota; Tremellomycetes; Trichosporonales; Trichosporonaceae
Exons: 2
Coding region: 1-1503 (500 amino acids)
Biological process (GO): transmembrane transport
Molecular function (GO): transmembrane transporter activity
Source: RefSeq, a predicted model, not a curated record